Babesia bovis T2Bo is the source of this 2894-nucleotide messenger RNA. RefSeq lists its product as uncharacterized. The transcript has a single exon. NCBI's taxonomy places the organism in Eukaryota, Apicomplexa, Aconoidasida, Piroplasmida, Babesiidae. Bases 12 to 2570 code for a protein of 852 amino acids. The record is from RefSeq and is a predicted model, not a curated record.
AGGUAGAUAAAAUGCUCGAGGGUGUGGGUAGAGUACUACUAUAUGUUAUUAUCCUGGUUGCAUACAUAGCGUUGAGCUACACACUAUUCAAAUUCGUUCGUUGGGGGUUUUAUGCGCUCCAGCCUCUGAUAGUAUCGCUGCUUGUAUUAUGGUCGGUGAGAUGUUACUUGCUAACUCCGGCUAUGACCACUGUAGGUCUGCGUUAUAUCGAAUUGCGCCAUAAUGAUGCUAUUGGUAAGGCCAUUACUACUGCACUUGGCAACCUGGAUGCUGGGCUAUCUGUCCAACAGGAAGGCCAUAUGCGCAAUAUAGGGGUGUUAAGGUCAUCUUUAGACGACAUCUACACUCUAUAUGCGGGAAUGUACCUACUUCAGAACGGAUCUUUGAACCAUGUACUCACGGCAGCAUUCACCGAGUUCUACUAUGACCUCAAGUUACUCAUGGCGCUCAUGUCUAAAGUGGCUCUACCGAUACAUAAACCGGAGUCCAUUCGCAUGGAAGUGUUUCAUGACAUGGUUCCUUUUAUUCGUGAGGGAUUUGAGGCUCGACCAUUGUUCGACUCGAUAUGGCUCCGUCCUGCGGUGAGGCACAGUCAAGUAUCGCUGCUGGCUGCUUUGUACAGGGCCAACAUGAACAUGAUAACUGAUGUAGAAAUAAGUUUGGCUCUGUCUAAAGUGGAAAGGCUUCCUGAAAUCAAGACCAUCAGUGCCCUUUGCAAGGGCUUGAUGCAUCGCAUUGUAGGCCUGACUGAACGUCACACCGAGGGUAGUCGUAUGACCCAGGCUAUAUAUUCGCCCAGGCCUACAUUUGGUAGCUACCGGCUACAGAAAUACAUGGCCCUAUUCCGCUUCAUGGGUAAACUGGAGCAGUUCCAUGUGCAGAAGAACUUCCCCAACUUCCACACCACCAUAGAUGCCAUGCUGAUUGCCAAUAAAACAUUGGUAAAGGAAGCCGAGGCAAAACAGAGGCAGAUAACUGACUUUCACCCGGAUGAUAAGGAUUUGUAUGCGCAGCUGUCCAUGCUGCAUGGCACUGAUAUAUUUGAGUUACUCUACAGCGAGGGAUACGAAGAGCGCUUCUCUCAGCACCCUAUGGUGCUCAUGUUCAAUAACAACUCUGAAUGUUACGAAUUCAAGGUUGGCGUGCCCUAUGAGAUCUACGAGCACAUGGCCAGGGGCCGGAACGUCUACAUGUUCAACUACGCGCAGGUAUGUGACUCGCGUGGUGAAACCAUCCAGUCAUCACUGUUCCACGACGCCAAGAUGCUUGCGGAAAGCCUGCUCAGGAGAUUCGGGUACAAUUUCCCCAAUGGAAACAAGUUUAAACUUGCAUUCCACGGUGCCAGUCUCGGUGGUAUGUUCGCCACGGUCACUGCAUCCAGUUUGGAAAAGGAGCAUCCCAGCAGCAUGUUGGACUUUGCCAUAUUGCAAAAGACCUUCGGCAGCCUCUAUGACAUGGCUUGGCAUAACCUGAGUGUACUGGGUGGUGUCAUGGCUCGCUUCUACGGUGUGAGCAUAGAUCUGUACAACCGGUACGUUGACCUGCGCAUGCCCAAGUUGAACGUCUAUGAGGUCAACGAUGCAGUCAUACCCUCGUACUACAGCUUGUCAGGUCACGUGUCCAAAACGUACUUUGGCGAUUUGCUGAAGCCACUGCUCCAAGAGUUCAAGGAGCUGGUGGAUCUGUAUCAUGAAGUGCCAAAAGAGAAUUUAUCUCAGAUCUGUGUUGCAUUCCAUGCAAUCAACUCUGCAGGGCAGCAUCUAGGUGACUCUAACAGGGGCCUGAAUUCUAACUGGCACCGCCAUGAUGGCUACGUAUCAACUUUUAUGGCCAGAGUAGUUGCUUUCGGCAGCGUUCCCGCCAAGAAAAUGGUUGAUAACCACACUGCGCUCCGACUACCUCAGCUCUGGGAUAUACUCUUGAAGUGCCCUUUCAAGGGCAUUACAGCAACCGAUGCUGAUGGUCGCAAGUACCUGAAGGUGCCGGCCAACAUUGCCGCGCUGUUCAACAUGUUCCUCCUGGGUAAUGCGGCAUUCGAGCAGGGCUCCGGGCUACAUGACACCAUACUGGCACCGGGAACUAGGCAACCCGUACACUCAGAUGCCACGCACCUGGGUAACGUCAGGGACGUUAAAGCUUAUGAGAUAGAAUGGCCCGAUCGCAUACGCGACUACAAGGAGCAGCCGAUAGUCGUCUCGGACUCCACGCAUGACAUGAUAUCGGACGACCUGCAGGCAUUCGGCAUCCAGCAGCCGCAAAUAGACGGCGUCCGGCUAUAUGCGUGGAUGCAGCUUUACAACCUGCUGCAUACGGUAGCCUUGGUACAUGCAGCAAGGUUACAGAACGACGGGGAUAUGUCCUCGAUGGUAGAGACGUUCGCUACCGCCAACAUGAAACUAUCGUUCGGUAUCGACCCAAAUGAAGAUUCACCACCAACCACCCAAGAUCUCAGCGUACAGCUGUUCAAGGAACGCUACCGCGCAUUCGGUAACAUCCUUACUACAUACACGCGACACAGCUUACCACUGGAGACCCAAGACAUGCAACUUGUUCACGCAGUACUCGGAUGAUGAUAUGUACACUAAUUAAUGCAAUGUUACCAAAACACGCCGAUGGCGCUCGCCGUCGCGAACACUACAGUUGUGAAGCACGCUGCGGCCACCGUCAGCCUGCGUAUGCGCUUGCGCACUGGCGCAUCGCUACUGGGCUGUAUGAAGGACGAAUUGCGCUGCAGCUUCAAAAAUGAAUCCCACUGCGACUGGUCGUUAACCGGGUGACACGGACGAUCAGAACCAGCACGUGAUUCCUUAGCUCCGGGAGGUUCAUACUGGCGCAAGUACAGAAAGUGCUCGUCACGCUUGAACUUCUGGACCCCGUUUAUACGAUGCCUUAGA